GAGAGAUUAUCUUCUUAAAGAAACCACCUACGACUUGUUACAUCAAUUUCACUAUACUGUUAGGCAUCCUGUUUUUGGAAAAUUGAAUUUUGGAUUUUCAACUCACAGAAUGAUUGAAGUGGCAGAACAUGAAUUACUCAAUGUACUUUACAAUGAAAUGGCUAAAUAUUUGACCAAGGAUGAUAGUCAACUAUUGGAAAAGCUUUGUACUUUUGCACCAAGUCAAUGCGCAACAGAUGCAUUUUUCUUUUGCUGUGACACUUUGGAAAAUGCUCAAUUGAUUUAUGACAAGCUUGUACAAUUCGAUACAGAGGAAUGUCCUCAUGUUCUAGACAUGAUUCACUUGUCUAUUUUCAAGAAUCACUACUAUUACCUUGACGAAAGCAGUAAUGAUGGUAAAUUUUUCGUAGUGAAAGAAACUUUACAAAGUCAAGAACCAAUGGAAAGGUUUACUAUUUGUGCAGUUCAAUUGGAGGAUAGAACCCUCAGCGCAGAUCAUUUUGAGAAGGCCUUAAAUAGGUUCUCCUCAUCUAAUGAAUAAAUACUGAAUUUAUUUUGUAAC
Molecule: messenger RNA, 562 nt
Organism: Naegleria gruberi
Lineage: Eukaryota; Heterolobosea; Eutetramitea; Acrasida; Naegleriidae
Exons: 1
Coding region: 110-541 (143 amino acids)
Source: RefSeq, a predicted model, not a curated record